Aegilops tauschii subsp. strangulata is the source of this 712-nucleotide messenger RNA. Lineage: Eukaryota; Viridiplantae; Streptophyta; Magnoliopsida; Poales; Poaceae. The record is from RefSeq and is a predicted model, not a curated record.
CUACAUGUACCAUGUUGAACAAACUACAGUUGCCAUGCAAUGACCAACUGCUACCAUGAUCGCAGGUUGUUACGGUGGAACCACAUCGGCAAACAUCUCAUGGCAAGCUUUACAGUUGCAAGAAAGCGCUAUUGCAGAUAGAGCACAUCAAAUUGGAAUGACAGACCACACAAGAUCGGCACAUGCGGCACAACAAGGACCUUCAACUACAAUUAACAGCGGCGCGGGGACAUCUACUGCGGGGAGCUCUGAGCGCACGGAAGACGCGUUCCACCAGCCAGCCAACACUCAUGCCACAAACAAUGCCGAGUCAGUGUCGAAAAUGGCAAUCGUGCCAGCAAUACCGACAAGCACACAUGUGCACACCAGCACAAGCAACACUCAAGCAGGUGAAACAGCCGUCGAUACUGAAGUGAAUGAUGAAACCGAUGACGAAGCACAAGGGGAUGAAGAUGGUGGGCAAUCAGAAAUCAUGGUACCCCAGCCACCGUAUCUUGGGCAGAGAUUUGAUUCGUUUGCAGAUGCAAAGGAAUUCUACCAGACAUAUGCAAAGUUCCAUGGGUUUGCGGUCAACACCGAAUACCAUAGGAAAAUUAAAAAAAAACUAACGAGUACAGCAGAGGUGAGAUGAGGUGCUACAAGGCACGAAGAAACAAGAAGGGCAAAGGUGAUGUGCAUGUCGUUCCGAAACGAAAGAGAGGUAUCGUUGUCA